Messenger RNA from Gadus macrocephalus (Pacific cod), 7053 nucleotides. Its product is annotated as cytochrome c oxidase assembly protein COX14 homolog. The record is from RefSeq and is a predicted model, not a curated record. NCBI's taxonomy places the organism in Eukaryota, Metazoa, Chordata, Actinopteri, Gadiformes, Gadidae. The coding region runs from base 135 to 3104 and encodes 989 amino acids. Gene Ontology annotation, biological process: protein dephosphorylation. Gene Ontology annotation, molecular function: protein phosphatase regulator activity. The transcript is spliced from 21 exons.
GAUUAAUUGUUAGUUUUGAUCAAUUAUCUUGGAAAAGUUGCAUCAGGAAGUGGUUUGAGGAAGUAGUUCUUCUCCUUGGUUGAGUGACAGCUGUGGUAGUGACAGCCCACACGGCGGAGCACCACAGAAUCAAGAUGGCAGGACUGUCUUUAUAUUUUGAAGAUGGCCACGAUGAUAUGGAUGACUUCCACACAGUUGGAUUUGAAAACUAUGGCUCAGAGUGUGAAGGAAUACGGAUCACAGCCUUCCUAGAUGCAGGUCAAGACAACCUCACUCCUUUAGGGAGGCUUGAGAAGUAUGCCUUCAGUGAGAACCUUUUCAACAGGGAGAUCGUGGCACGCGGGCUGCUAGAUGUGCUUCGAGAGUUCAGUGACAAUGAAAAUGACUUUAUCAGUGUCAUGGAGACAGUUGCCAGAAUGUCAGAAGAUGGAGAGCCAACAGUGCGGGCUGAGCUAAUGGAACAGAUCCCAAACAUCGCCAUGUUCUUGCAUGAGAGCCGACCCAACUUCCCAGCAGCUUUCUCCAGAUACCUGGUACCUAUCGUGGUCCUGUAUCUCACCGACCCAAAUAAUCAGGUGCGGAAGACUAGCCAGGCAGCCUUGCUUGUUUUGCUGGAGCAAGGCCUCAUCUCUAAGGCCGACAUGGAGACCAAAGUCUGCCCCGUUCUGCUAGAACUCACAGAGCCGAGCAGCGACGACGAUUACAAAUCAGAGGCCGUUGCUAUCAUGUGCAAACUGGUCACCAUGUUGAGCAAAGACACCGUAGAGCGCCUGCUUCUGAUGCGCUUCUGUGAGCUGUGCAGUGAUGCCAGGCUUUUCCAAGUCCGCAAGGUCUGUGCUGCCAAUUUCGGAGAGUUCUGUUCCAUUGUAGGCCAGGAGGCAACGGAAAAGCUGCUGAUGCCCAAGUUCUUUGACCUGUGCUCAGACAGCCUGUGGGGCAUCAGGAAAGCCUGCGCAGAGUGUUUCAUGGUCGUCUCAAACUGCACAUCCCCAGAGGUGCGACGGACAAAACUGUCGCCCCUCUUCAUCAACCUCAUAAGUGACCAGUCACGCUGGGUGCGCCAAGGAGCCUUCCAGUCUCUUGGCCGCUUCAUUUCCACCUUCGCUAACCCCUCCGGCACUGGCCUCCACUUCCGGGAGGAUGGCACCUUACUUGCGCUGCCCAGGUGUACUUUAGAAAGUGACUGCUCCAUCAACCCUCUGAAGUGCUCUGAAAUGGGGGGCUGCCCCACGCAAAGGACCAUCAGCCACACUCCUGCCAACCAGGACGGUCGCGCCACUCCUUCCCCUGAGCGCUCCCUGAUGGCUGACCUCGAGUAUGCACACGCUUUCGGCAACAACUCCACGACCGCUGCCUCGGAGCCGCGAGGAAACCCCACAUCCGGUGGCCCUUGUAGCAACACAAACAACAACAAUGACCCCACGGCUACGGAGAACGACAAGAACCAAAAGGACAUGGAGCAGGCCGACGAGAACUUCAACUCUUUUAACUACUGGAGGCCUCCGUUACCCGACAUCAGCGGGGAGCUGGAGAUGCUCACUAGCCCAACCACAGGGGAGGAAGUGGAAGGAGAGGAAGAGGAUGAGGAGGAAUGUCCUGUGUCAACAUACAGCCCAGCUAAAGCCACCAGCGACCAGAUCCAGAAAGUCCUGGACUGCUUGCAGCCCCAUAUGGAUGACCCCGAUGUACAGGCCCAAGUCCAGGUGUUGUCGGCAGCCCUUAAGGUGGCCCAGCUGGACAGCCCGACGGCUGGCUGCCCAACCGAAGACCAGCCAUCGAGUCCAACUGAAGGCCACGCCGACAGCGAUAGCCCCCCACCAGAGACCAAAACGGCUGAGGUCCAAGUGGAGAGCGAGCAGAAUCCCACAGAAGAGGAGCAAAUGGUGGAGCCUCCCCCGGUCCCGGAGUCCUGCCCCGUCCAGGAACAGGGCGAGAUGGAGACCCAGACUGAGCCCCAGGAGGGCCAAGAAGACUCUCCCCCAGGUUCCCCUGUCUUGGUGCGGGACGACUCAGACCACAGCAGCGUGGAAUCUGAACUGAUUGAAAGCGUGGAGGAGGAGAAGGAGGACUCUGCCCCUAGUCCAGUGCCAGAGGAGAAGCCUAAGCUCCAGAACGUCAUACCCCAGCAGCUGUUGGACCAGUACCUGUCCAUGACGGACCCAGACAGGGCCCAGACGGUGGACACGGAGAUAGCCAAACACUGUGCCUUCAGUCUGCCUGGGGUGGCCCUCACGCUUGGCCGCCAGAACUGGCACUGCCUCAAGGACACAUACGAGACGCUGGCCACUGAUGUUCAGUGGAAGGUGCGUCGAACGCUGGCCUUCUCCAUCCAUGAGCUGGCGGUGAUCCUGGGCGACCAGCUGACGGCCGCCGACCUGGUGCCCAUCUUCAACGGCUUCCUCAAGGACCUGGACGAGGUCCGCAUCGGCGUCCUCAAACACCUGUUCGACUUCCUCAAGCUGCUGCAUGCAGAGAAGAGGAGAGAGUAUCUUUACCAGCUGCAGGAGUUCAUGGUGACCGACAACAGUCGCAACUGGAGGUUCAGAUACGAGCUGGCCGAGCAGUUGAUCCUGAUCAUAGAGUUGUACAGCCACUAUGACGUGUAUGACUACCUCAGACAGAUUGCUCUCACACUCUGCUCAGACAAGGUUUCCCAAGUCCGGUGGAUCUCCUACAAACUGGUGGUGGAGAUCCUCCAGAAGCUGUAUGCAAGUGGAGCUAAUGACCUAGGCCUGAACUUUAUCAACGAGCUCAUAGUCCGAUUCUGCCAUUGUAACAAGUGGGUGGGACGGCAAGCCUUUGCAUUCAUCUGCCAGGCUGUAGUAGAGGAGGACUGCAUGCCCAUGGAUCAGUUCGCCCAGCAUCUCCUGCCCAGUCUGUUGAGCCUCUCUUCGGACUCGGUGGCCAACGUGCGCGUCCUCGUAGCCAAGGCCCUGCGACAGAGCGUCAUGGAGAAAGCCUACUUCAAGGAGCCCGGCUGCCCCUUCUCGGACGAGCUGGAGGAGACGGUGAUGGCGCUGCAGACGGACAAGGACCGCGACGUGCGUUUCUUUGCCACUCUGGAUCCAAACAAGGCCCUGAUGGACACGGCCCCUUUAAUCUAGCCGCCAACUCUGCCCCCCCUCCCUCACUCCCCUUUAACCCCCUCCGCCUGCCUGUCUGUCUACCUGUCUGUCUGACUGAGGCACAGUCAGCGUCUAACUGCCGUCACCAGCACCUGACCACCAGACCCCACCACCUGCAGAACUGUCCUGCACCAGCCACACCCUACAGAUUUGUACAGACUACAGUAUAUAUACCGCCCUAAAUCAUGCAUGCUCUCGUAAAACAAAAAAAAACAACAGAGCUGCAUUGUUUUUUUUUUUAUUGCGAUGAGACCUGCAUAAUGCACAUUAUACAACACAUAAUAGACAUUUUUUCAAUUCAAGAGGGAUGUUUUUGAUCUCUUCUUGCCAUGAAAGCUCCCCAAUCAGAAAAGAAAACCUAACAAUAGUGAGCAGGUCUCAAGAGAUUAGUCUGACCCUUCUUUGGGGGCAGCCGUGUCUCCUCGUCACUCGGCUUGUCCUCCUUUUCCUCGGCUAUACCAGUAACAUGCUAAGACCCUGCUUCACCAAUCAACGAGGGGGCUUCGUGUUCUCCAAAGCUAAUUAUAAAGUCGAUUUUUGUUUUUUUCCUUCCCGUUCUGAUUAUUUUAUUUUUACUUUCGGAUCACUAAACGAACAAGCACGCUAAGGAAGUCUGCAUGGCGGACGCAGGCACCAACUCAGGGGGGACUGAUCCAGACCUUGACGCGUUAGCUCUGACCUGCUACUACCAGCUAGGCCUGAGCGGCGGCUCGCCACAUCCCAGCUGAUGGAACUCCCGGUGGUUUACUAAGUUAGUUCUGGACCAGCUUAAAAACCCACCCAGUAGCUCUGCUGCUGGGUCUCUCUUGCCACACCAACCUGUUGUGUUCCUCAUUUCCACUGGGCUCUUCACGCUUUCCCAUUCCUCUCCAUUUUCACUUGUUUCUCACACAUUCUGCUUCACGUGUUCAUGGACCGAUGAUGCUACCACUACGACGACGGCUGUCACACAGGAGAACCGAGGACUGCCUCUGCGUUACAGGCCUUGAUGUAAACACCAUGUCUCAUGUCUGAAUGAAUGCCUUAAUGGACUAUUGGUGGCAUUGCUGCCGCGUGUGCGUGUGUGUGUGUGUGCGCGUGUGUGCAAAUAAUGUGACGGCACCUCUCCAAGGAUGGCAGGAGAGCCAAGGAAAUACCUCUCUGUCAGGAUGCGGCUCUGGCCAGUGUGUGUUGUAUAGAGAAAAGGGGCCCAGGGUUGGAGCAGACUGAAUGUCCUCUUGUGUUGAACUGCUCUCGCGGGGAGCACCUUUCACAUGAUUAAGAAACACUUGAUUCUAACAAGGGCUCACAACGAAGUGGCACGGUUCGAUUAUCAAACCUCAGAGCAAAGGACGGUGGCAACUCAAGCACACUAUUCUUUUAUUUCAUUUGUAUUAUGCAUGUCAAGCCUUCCGUUUUCCCUUCCUCCUGUUGUACAGUCUAUCCCUAGCUCCCUUUUUUAAGUUUACCACAUAUGUGACCAUGGUAGCGUUUCAGUGGAUCUGACUGACCAAGUUGUACAGUAGCAAAUUCUGAAUGACGCAAAUCACAGUCGAGUGUGUUGGGCGGUUCAAUCAGGAGGUUGGUGAAUAGAUGUAAAGAGAAAGCGGUGUUAUUAUUGGCCCUUGUAUGGGUCGAAUGCAUAAAGUAUGAGGUUUCUAAACCCUUAGCUAUUUGGAACAUUGUAUAGCUUAAACCUGUGGAAACGAUGUGUUUCUGAAACAAUGGCCAGUCAUCUUUAUUUUUACAAUGACGUGUGAAUAUGAUGGGAGCAGUCACCAAGUCACUUUCUGAGUCUUCAGUUCUUUGACACCCCCCCCCGGCUCGCCUAGUUUGUAAAUCAGCCAUUCUGACCAUGACUUGAAGUCUCAGCUGAUGUGUGGAGCGCGCUGCGCAUUCCCAAGUACUUCUUGUGUUUGGAAGGAGAGUUAACUGUGUGGCUGUGCAUCGUCUAUACUCAUCUCAUCUGUCAGCAAACAUUUUGUGCCCAUCUCAUUUUUUAUGUGGUAGAACUGUUAAUAUAUGCAUUUUAUGAAAAUUAUUUUUCUUUUCAAUUAUGCACCACUGUUCAAAGAUUUUAUAUCCUAACUUUGCAAAAUCUACAACCUUUGUAAUAUUCAAUGGUUUCUUUUAAAAGGACAUUUUAUGUAAUGUUAUUUUUAGCAUUCUGUAAUUAAAAUGAUGAAAUUAGGUUGUGUUCUGGUGUUUAAUGUAAAUGAAUAUACACCAAUCAAGCUUGGAUCAGUGGACAAUUAAAGACUACACCAAGUUGAUGUAUAAAGAAACGAUUCCAACAAUUGUAUACCUACAACACAGUAUGCUAAUGUAGUGUACACUAAACCUGUACUUGAAUAUUUAAUAACUAAAAGGGGGUUGCUUUUCCAACAAUAUCAUAUUUGACAAAUCUACUGGCCCACAAGCACAUCAUUGGAGGGGAUUUUUAUUUUCGUUUGAAGAGAAGCAACUUUCUAUCCCAGGUGGUGCUGCCAAAGCUCUGGAUAAGCUCCAUGCUGCAUUGUGUCUCCAAAUGUUUCCUAGCAUGGUCGGCCACAUCCCCGUUGAUUUUCAAACUCUUGAAGUGUUCAAAGUCGGAGCGGCCAAGCUUCCGUAGCCGACGGGCCGCAGAGCGAUAGCACUUCCAGGGCUGAGCCUCCAGGACGAUAUGCUGGCUUAGGGACGCAAGCCGAGAGAGGAACUUUAACAGAGCUACGUCUCCGUGGUUCAAGUGGAUCCACAUGGUGACGGCAAAACAGAAACACAAAUGGAAAUGGGCACACCCAUGUCGUUUGAGGUAGUCCUGCAGUGGAUCCUGGCUUGAGGGAUCCUUGGCGAUAUCUAGAGGAAUAAAGGAAAUGUUUUCGGGAAGCGGAUUUGUCUCUUGAGCUCGCUGAAUGAGGCUCUCGUCCAAAUCGAAACCCAGGACGUGAGCUGCCCUGGGUUUUGAGCUUUCGUCCUUUUCUGGUGUCAGCACAAAAUGUUUGUACAGAGCUACACUCAGGUCCUAAAAAUUAGAAAUAGAAAGAACAUAUUUUGGAUAAUCAAACACUCGACCUGACGGUUACUUGCAUAUAAAUUUAAUAGAGCCAUGUGCAACAUACCCCAGAAUUACAUCCUACGUCGAGCAUCAACAUAGUUUGGUGAAUGUCUCUGUAUCCUAAAUCUUGAAAGAGUGUAUUAGGCAGCAAACUUAAACGGUUCUCAGGUGGAUUAAAUGUGUAAUAGUUUAUAAAGUUGCCAUAAGGAGCAGCACCUGGAUCAUUUAAAUCAUUGUCCACGUUAUCCUUCUCGUAUGCUGCCAUUGUAGUGUGCGCAUUCUAAACAAGUCCGACUAGAAACAGCCACCUGAAGCUCCCCUGAAGAUAAUUUGUCCUGCAUGUGCUCCCGUAGUUGUCGACGUCUGCACUGUGCUGCUUUGAAGGUGAAGACUCUUUUGGUUAUUAGUUGUAUCAACACAAAGGAUCGGUCUCACCAUGGCUUUUGGAAAGCGAGUGGCUGAUUAUGGAUAUCGGGCCUUUUCUGGAUCAAUGAUGCUGCUGACGGUCUAUGGUGGUUACCUGUGUGUAUUGCGAGGAUACCGCUAUAUGCAGAAACAGAAACAGCUCCAGAUUUCAGCAGAAAACCAGGACACAGAAGUGAUGAAAGACUAGAUGGACUACUUUCAGUUUUCAUUGAAAUUGUUAUUCUUGUUUGGUUUGACCAUAACAAAGUCUUGAAGAUUUAUCUAUGGACACAAAUCCACUGUAAGUCAUGGUAAUGCCCAUGCCAAAGGAAGUUGAAUUGUUUCCGUUGCAUACUAAAUUAUUGUAACUAUGACGACAAACAGUUUAAAAGAGUGUACCAGUGGUGAAAAUAUUGCCAAUCAUAUCUGUUUUAUGAACACCAAUUGUCCUCAAUAAUUGCAAGAUGAUAUGAUUGGUUGUAAAAUAAAUAAUAAUUGUCAACCAAUAAA